Messenger RNA from Morus notabilis, 2459 nucleotides. RefSeq names its product succinate dehydrogenase [ubiquinone] flavoprotein subunit 1, mitochondrial. Gene Ontology annotation, biological process: tricarboxylic acid cycle; mitochondrial electron transport, succinate to ubiquinone. Bases 306 to 2228 code for a protein of 640 amino acids. Gene Ontology annotation, molecular function: electron transfer activity; succinate dehydrogenase (quinone) activity; flavin adenine dinucleotide binding. Lineage: Eukaryota; Viridiplantae; Streptophyta; Magnoliopsida; Rosales; Moraceae. The record is from RefSeq and is a predicted model, not a curated record. The transcript has 16 exons.
UUUCUAUUGUUUUUUUGUGGGUUUUGAACUAAAUUACCAAAAUCUCCCUUCUCUCGUCCAAGGAGAAAAUAAUAUUGAUGGCAUAAUAUCUUGGUGGCAAUUCCGUAGUUAUUCUACUUUACAUGGGUAGUUAUAAGCCUUUAACAACAUUUCCUAAAAACUUGCAUCAGCCAAUCCAAUUGUCGUCCUGCGACUAAUAACCCCAAAACUCCCAUCAAUUCGCCUCCACUGCGACGCCGGGAAAAGAACUGAGAGAGAGUUCCCAAUCACCAUCUCCAUUUCUAUCCAGAGAGAGAAACAGAGAGAUGUGGCGGUGCGUUUCUCGAGGACUUCGUAUUCCUUCAUCAUCAUCAUCUUCUUCUUCUUCCAACAGAUCGCUCCUCAAUGGCUCUCUGAGAUCUCGCAUUUCCAGAUUCUUCUCCUCCGGAUCAGCCCCGGGCGGCUCCUCAUACACCGUCGUUGACCAUACAUACGACGCGGUGGUUGUGGGCGCCGGUGGUGCGGGGUUGAGAGCAGCUAUUGGCCUCUCCGAGCAUGGAUUCAACACUGCUUGUAUUACCAAGCUUUUCCCAACUCGUUCACACACUGUUGCUGCUCAGGGCGGUAUAAAUGCUGCAUUGGGAAAUAUGACUGAAGAUGACUGGAGGUGGCAUAUGUACGACACUGUCAAAGGAAGUGAUUGGCUUGGUGAUCAGGAUGCCAUCCAGUAUAUGUGUAGGGAGGCUCCAAAAGCUGUGAUUGAGCUUGAAAAUUAUGGGCUGCCCUUUUCUCGAACUGAAGAUGGUAAAAUAUACCAACGUGCAUUUGGUGGACAAAGUCUUAACUUUGGAAAAGGUGGACAAGCAUACCGUUGUGCAUGUGCUGCUGAUAGAACUGGGCAUGCUUUGUUGCACACUCUCUAUGGCCAGGCUAUGAAACACAAUACACAGUUUUUUGUGGAAUAUUUUGCUCUCGAUCUCAUAAUGAACAGUGAUGGUACCUGCCAAGGAGUAAUUGCAUUGAAUAUGGAGGAUGGUACAUUGCAUCGUUUCCAUGCUGGCUCAACUAUUUUGGCCACAGGGGGUUAUGGUAGAACAUACUUUUCCGCAACCUCAGCACAUACUUGCACUGGAGAUGGCAAUGCCAUGGUUUCACGAGCUGGGCUCCCUCUCCAGGAUUUAGAGUUUGUUCAAUUUCACCCAACAGGUAUAUAUGGCGCUGGGUGCUUGAUCACUGAAGGCUCUCGUGGGGAAGGUGGUAUUCUUAGGAAUAGUGAAGGGGAGCGGUUUAUGGAGCGAUAUGCCCCUACAGCAAAGGAUCUUGCUUCGAGAGAUGUUGUUUCAAGAUCUAUGACUAUGGAAAUCCGAGAGGGUCGUGGUGUCGGACCUUUGAAGGACCAUAUUUACCUCCACUUGAACCACUUACCACCAGAUGUGCUCAAGGAGAGGCUUCCUGGUAUCUCUGAAACUGCCGCCAUAUUUGCUGGUGUUGAUGUCACAAAGGAACCCAUUCCCGUCUUACCCACUGUGCAUUAUAACAUGGGUGGUAUUCCAACUAACCACCAUGGAGAGGUGGUUACUAUUAAAGGUAAUGAUUCAGAUGCAGUAGUUCCUGGAUUGAUGGCUGCUGGAGAGUCAGCCUGUGCAUCGGUUCAUGGUGCCAAUAGGCUUGGUGCAAAUUCCCUCCUUGACAUCGUUGUCUUUGGACGUGCUUGUGCAAAUAGAGUUGCAGAGAUUCAAAGACCAGGAGAAAAACAAAAGCCUUUGGAGAAGGAUGCUGGCGAAAAAACCAUUGCAUGGUUGGACAAAAUAAGGAAUUCCAAUGGGUCUAUACCAACUUCAAAUAUCCGGUUAAACAUGCAGCGCAUCAUGCAAACUAACGCUGCUGUCUUCCGUACACAAGAAACUCUAGAAGAAGGUUGUCAAUUGAUUGACAAAGCACGGAAGAGUUUCCAUGAUGUUAAAUUGAAGGACAGGAGUUUGAUAUGGAACUCUGACUUGAUAGAGACUAUAGAGUUGGAAAACCUUUUGAUAAAUGCCUGCAUCACCAUGCAUUCUGCUGAGGCCAGGAAAGAAAGCAGAGGAGCACAUGCUCGGGAAGAUUUUACAAAACGAGAUGAUGAGAACUGGAUGAAACAUACUUUGGGAUAUUGGGAGAACGAGAAAGUCCGGCUAGAUUACAGGCCGGUUCAUAUGAACACAUUAGAUGACGAAAUUGAGACAUUCCCUCCUAAAGCUCGGGUCUACUGAGACUGCCCUUUGAGAAGAGAGCGAUAGGUUAAGCAGCAAAUGUUUCCAAGCAUAGAAUAACGCAUCUGGAAAGAGAGCAGAUUGUUAUAGGAACAGCUUUCGAUGAAUAAUUGUUGUAUUUAAAUCAUUGUCAAACUGAUAUGAGCCAAAGUGUCGAUAAUUAUCGCUAAGAGAUUGGUUUUGUAUUUGCAUUUUGCAGCGAUGGAAAAAAAUUUCAUUUUGGUUUGUUUA